GCAUGUAUGAUGAGAAAGAGCCAGAGCACACCUCAGUUUUGACCGGUCCAAAAUAUGUCAAAGAAGUCUUAGAAGGUCAUGAGAGGUGGUGUAAAGUGGACUUUAGGAUGGAGUCUGAGAUUUUUAGAGCUAUAGUACACUUUCUUAGAGUGGAGAAUCUAUUACGUGACACACGUGGUGUUAUGAUUGAAGAGCAGUUUGCAAUGUUUAUGUUCAUGCUCUCUCAUAAUGCGAGCACCGAGAGGCUAAAAAAGAGAUUCCAACAUAGUGGUGAGACUAUACAUAGGAAAAUUACAGAGUUCUUCGAUAUAAUUCCAGCCCUUACUCAUAAGUUUCUGAAGCUUCCAGAUGUAUACCAAACACAUGUCAAGAUUGCGUCCGACCCUCGAUAUAUGCCUUUCUUCCAGAACUGCAUUGGUGCUAUAGAUGGCACCCACAUCCCUAUCACCAUUGCAGAAGAAAAGGCACCUCCUUACAGAAACAGGAAAGGAACAUUGUCACAAAAUGUGAUGUGCGCAUGUGAUUUUGAUCUGAAAUUCACUUUCAUAUCAUGCGGAUGGGAGGGAUCCGCAUCUGAUGCAGGAGUUCUACGGUCUGCUCGUAAUAAGGGAUUUAAUGUGCCGGUGGGGAAGUUCUACCUUGUUGAUGCUGGAUAUGCAAAUACACCCUCGUUCAUUGCUCCAUAUAGAGGAGUUAGAUACCACCUUAGUGAGUUCAGGAGGCAUAGGUCAUAUGCAAACUAUAAAGAAUUAUUCAACCAUCGGCAUGCACAACUGCAUAAUCACAUUGAAAGGGCUUUUGGCGUGCUGAAAAAGUGAUUUCCAAUUCUGAAAGUGGGUACAUUCCAUC
Panicum virgatum (switchgrass) is the source of this 849-nucleotide messenger RNA. RefSeq lists its product as uncharacterized. Bases 3 to 818 code for a protein of 271 amino acids. The record is from RefSeq and is a predicted model, not a curated record. Lineage: Eukaryota; Viridiplantae; Streptophyta; Magnoliopsida; Poales; Poaceae. The transcript has 2 exons.